Messenger RNA from Ixodes scapularis (black-legged tick), 7745 nucleotides. RefSeq names its product gastrula zinc finger protein XlCGF49.1. The record is from RefSeq and is a predicted model, not a curated record. NCBI's taxonomy places the organism in Eukaryota, Metazoa, Arthropoda, Arachnida, Ixodida, Ixodidae. Gene Ontology annotation, molecular function: RNA polymerase II cis-regulatory region sequence-specific DNA binding; DNA-binding transcription factor activity, RNA polymerase II-specific. Gene Ontology annotation, biological process: regulation of transcription by RNA polymerase II. Gene Ontology annotation, cellular component: nucleus. Bases 5683 to 6252 code for a protein of 189 amino acids. The transcript has 5 exons.
CUUCGUGCGUCUUGAGUGUAUUAUUGGUAUUAUUUGUAUAGAUAUUAAAGAAAUUAACGGUGUUUCAUCUCGACCCACCGCAAGAACUAAUUUGCGAAGCGGGUGAACUGGAUGAAUCGCGCAAACAGGACGGCGUGCAGAGCACAGUGGCGCGGGGCGCAUGGAUAUUUGUUUGCCGGUGCCGCGUUGGCUGCCUUCUGUUAUGUUAUGGGAGUCAAAUCUUUGGACUUCGAACGAGCUUCCGUAAAGCGUGCCUGAUAAACGUAUGCAAAUGCAUGUCAGCCAUCGGAGAACAUACCAGAGCACAUCGAAGGAGACUGGGAAGCAUCCGAAACCCUUCACGCCUCCCAACUUCUGGCUGCCGAAGCUUCCAUGGGCCGUCGCAACGGAGAGGGACCUGCAGCGGAACAGGCAUCUGCCAAAUCCACCACAACCGCUGUGACGCUGCCAGGAACGUGGCCGGCGGCGUCAUGACACUUCUGGGAUCAUCAGGCAGAAAUCAAGGGACCGCUUUUUGGGACAAGGACGGCUUUUCGAAGACUGCAGAGUUGGCGAGGCACUGGUCGGCGGUGACAUGGAGAACGGCAACGCAGCAGCAGUGGUGGUGGAGGCGGGGCUACCAGUGGACAGAGCAGCUCUGUUUGCUGUAUUCUAUGGCAUUGAGUGCGGUUGCACCACAUUUGGCCACUGAGACUAACUGCUCGAAGCUUUGAGUCUCCAAUCACUCGGAAUUCGCCAGGCAAAGGGACUGUUACGAGGUGAAAUCAAAAAAGUUGCGAGACUGAUUUUGUAGCGUAAAAAGAGAGGGCAGCACGGUGUCGCGCGUGUAGCUGUCAAAGUCAAGAACCAUUCUCUGCCAUUAUGCCAAAGGACAUUGUUCUGUGAUCAUUCGGAGCUACGCUACGCGAGUUUUACAACCACGAUGGCAAUUUCACCGUAGACUGCAAACCAAAGCGAUUGUAGUAGUACUUAGUGGUGAGGGUAGCGGAAAGCCGGAACAUGUUGGCGACUCCUUUAGUGGGGGCAAGUUAGUUUCGGGGAAGGGAAGGGGAUGAAAGGAGAGAUUAGAAAAAAGUUAAAGAUAAAGAAAAGGAAUGGGUUGAAAAGAAAAGAGGGAAAAAUGGGAUGAAAAGGGAUCGGGAAGAAAGAAUAAAAAAAAGAAAAAAAAGGAACGAUUGGUCAGCAGUUCUUGUGACUCGAUUGUUGGUGUGUUGCCAUCGCCCAGUGUAUGUCAGACACCGAGGCUAGAGGCGGUCCAAUAAACUGGUGUCCUCGAAGAACUUGAGAAGUGCGGUGAAUGUUCUUGAGACAUCGCGUGCAGAACCUGGGGGAAAAAGAAUGUCCUGUGUUGUAGCACUUGCUACGCCAGCUUGCCGCAGGCCGUUGAGAAACAAUUGUCUUUUGUCCGCUAGAGUAGGGCAGGUCCAGAGGAGAUGGUCGUGGUCCUCGGGAACAUCACAGUAUGGACAGUUUGGGUUUAUUGUUGGGUCCAUACGGUGAGGGGCUUUCGCAGUAAAGGCACAACCAGUGCGAAGUCUGUGCAGUAGAGAAGCGGAGGCUCGGGACAGCUCUGGAGGCACGCGUGCGGGUGGCUUCCCGGUAAAGACGUGCGUGUCCGGAUGUAGUUUCUCUAUUUCUUCGUGAAUAAUAAGUCUGGCCUCUUACACUUUGGUAUGAAAGUGUUAGUACAUUAAUGUGGUGAGCUGCAUUAGCGAGACGAUCGGCUGUCUCAUUGCCCGAGAUACCGACGUGUGAUGGCAGUCAUUGGUAUGCUAUAUGCCAUCCUUUAGACCCUAAGUUUCUUGUCAUGUGUCCAAUGUAUCUGGCAUAUUGUGGGGCGUCUUCAAGGCUACCGAGAAGUUGCAAAAGCUAUUCUGGAAUCUGUGAGGAGCACUGCUUUUCCACAGUGAGGGAUACUGUCGAGGAUGUCAAGGCCUAGCCAAAGCGGGGCGAGUUCGGCAGUGGUAGAUGUAGCGUGAAAGCUCAGUUUCCUUGAUUUGGCCAUUUUUAGUUCCGGUAUAAAAACUGCUGCAGUGGAUGAUUUGUGGCUAUGAAGUACCGAGCCGUCGGUAUGCACAAGCAUCUAUCCUAGAAAAUCUACCUGAAUUCGGUAUUCGGCGAGCGACAACAUUAAUUGUGUCGAACUCGCCGAAUCCAAAACAGACUUUUGAAAUGAUUCUGGAGGCCUAUGUCAAGAAGCAGUGAAUUGUUUGGAGUGUUUCGAGUGGCACUCCUACUUCAAAAACUGCAGAACAUCGCUGGAAAACAAGGGAUAAUACUGUGUGUCAAAUUUGUCAAACAAAUUUGACACACAGUAUUAUUUAAGCAAUGAGCUAGUAACGAAUGAGAAUAAAAUAAAAUACCUCGGAGUCAUUUUGUCAUGCGACCGCAGGUGGGAUUCGCAGAUUGAUGAUGUCAUUAUGAGGGCGGGUCGUGCACUGGGCUUUGUCCAAAGAAACCUAAAAAACGCUACACAAAAAAUAAAAGAACUAGCAUAUCUUGCCUAUGUAAGGUCGCUUCUAGAUUACGCAUGCACUGUGUGGGACCCUUCCAAAAAAAAUUGCAUGGAUGGCUUGGAAAAAAUACAAAAUCGUGCCGCAGGCUUCGUCCUGGGCCAGUACGACAGUUUUUCUAGUGUAACUAACAUUAAACAAUCACUAGGAUGGGCGUCAUUGGACCUUUGGCGAAAAAAUUUACGGUUGAAAUUUUUAUACAACAUUUAUCAUGAAGCUACUAGUAUUAAUAGCUCAUCAUACCCCUUAAAACCAAAUUAUUUUUCCAAACAUAAUGAUCAUGUGCACAAGGUACGCUUAUACUCUGCUAGGACGGAGCUGUGCGAAAAUUCGUUUUUUGUGAGGACGGUCAAGGACUGGAGCGCUUUACAGGAAUGUAUAGUUUGUGCUGCAAAUGCUGAGACAUUCUUUUCGUUAUUAUUCGCCCCCUAAAUUAAUGCCUUCUAGGCGCUGCAGGAGUUCUCUGAAUAAAGAAUAAAGGAGAGGUCGGGCAAAGUUCCCCUACCUCUUUUUGUCUUCCAGCAAUGUUCUUCCAUUCUUCAAGAGUGAUUAUACCGUUUGGCAUAAUGUGAAGGCGUCUGCCUUCGACUGCUGCACCCACAUCACCGUGCUGCCCUUGUUACAAUAUUAAAUCAGCCUCUGAAAUUUUUUAUUGCACAUCAUACUUACAGGCUUUCUUAGAGUCAUUUCAAAGAUUUUAAAUUUUUGGAUAUUGUUGUAGUGAAUAGAUAGUACGAGCCAAAUGCCAGCACCAAACAAUUUUGGAACACAUGAAAAAGUUUUGCGCGUUUUUAGUAGGACUUGUGAAAUAUAAUAUUUUAGUUCAGUAAAGUCCCUUUUCUCUUGUGGUAGGGAUGGUCUGCCAGGAUGCUUUAAUCACGAGACUAGUAUGGUAAGCAGCAUUUCACCGUGGAAGAACAUUCAGAACGUGAAAUGUUUAUACCAUGCUUUCCUCCAGCAAGUUGUGAUUUCUAAAUGUCUAGCAUAUUCUUUUAUUGUCUUACGAACCAACACGGCCUUCCGUUUGGAAGGUACUUCAUGGAGCUUAUCUAUAUCAAAUGCAUGUUCUUUGCAUUUAGCCAGUUUGAGCUAAAUAGUUCGUCAUCCGAGCUAGAAUUUCCCUGCUUUAAUUCUAUCAAUCUUGUCGUGCUACAGUCUCCUAUGAGGCUCAAGUGUUUCUAUGCCUGAUGUUCCUUAAUCAUAUGUGGUGUAGUUGAUUAUUCCAUGCAUGGUUCUUGCUAGAAGAGCCAUUGGUUCCACAACAAGCAUCAGUCUUUGUAAGCGAGCUAUGAAUCCAGCAGAUUUGACAAUCCGAGGGUCCUUGAUGAUCUCAACAAAUAAGUGACAUGUAUGCAUCAGAGCUGCAUUCAGAAGUUGUACUCCACUGUGAGCACGAAGCUCUAGAUGCACCUUGUCAUUAAUGUUUUGUUUUCUUUCAUGCCUUUUGCAGUGUUCUGGGUGGAAUUGUAGAAAUCUGAUCCCAUGACUUCAUCAGCUUGACUCAUCAACCUUCUAACUUUGAGUCCCCCAGCAAAAUUUGAUCUGGUGUUUCAUGAAAGUAUCUGGAUAGGAUACCUACUAUCUCUUCGGUUUUUGUUUUCGUUCGUGGUUUUAGCAUGCUGUAAACGUCCCCACCUGGAAUGCUCUGCUUUAAAAAAAUGUUUUCUGGGUUGGAAAAAUCUGCAGUCGAGAAGAGCAGUGACAAGAUCGGUUGGGAAGUUGCGCUGUCAGCAGCAUCCAUUGACUAGUGUCCAGUGAAAUGAAUCAUCUCAUGCUCUUGUUUUUGUUACAGGAUGCAACCAGGAGCAAGCUGUAAAUGACACUAAUGUUAGCUUCACACUGACAGUUCAGGGGGGACAUGGCCUAGAGAGAUAAUUUUUUGCUAAAAAAAACAUUGAUUCUGAACAAUGCUUUUAUUUAGGUCCACCAAUAUCUGAAGGAUAUUUGCACACUGUUUCAUCCAUUUCUGUUGCAUAGUUCACUUUCUAUUAUUUAUUUUCAGUGUUUCAGUGCAAUGCAUUAUUCUUCGUUCCAUUUCCUUAGUAUGAAUUUCAUUGUAGUUAGUUCCAUUUCAUGAUAAGACUAAAAGGUUAAUUCUUUGCUUUUCUUGACUGAAAUUUAAUGAGGAAUGCGAUUGCUGAAUUGUUUUUUCACUUUACUGAUGUUAUUAAUCAAAAUACUGAGACUCGAGGACACAGCAGGCAUGAAAUUUAACCGAUUUUGCGGAACAAUGUUGGUUAAAUUACAUUUUACCAAAUCGUUUUCAGAGCCACAUAUCCCAGACAUUUUGCUUUUUUCUUCGAUAGGAACUGUCAUAAUUUUCUUCACAAAUAUAGUGUGCAGAAAAUCUUUUAUUAUGCCUAGCAGUAGACAUUGUUAAUAUUGAUUCAUUUCAGCUAGGGUUUAAAAAGUCGAACUUCUUGAUUAAUGGCCUCCAAUGAGAAAUGUAAUGCAUGGCUUAUGUCAGUGGUCCUCAGCCAUUGACGUUUCGCGGACCCCUUGUGGGAUCGGCGGAGAUGAUGGAGGACCCUAUUCGUGGUGAGAGGAGAGGAAAGGUAUAGGCUAAAAAUAAUGUUGAUUUAAUAAAUGGAUAUAACUAAGGGCUAGUGUGAAGUAGACCUCUCUUAUUGACGUUCACACGAGAGAACUCGCGCGAAAAUUGAAGCAUUUCUUCUGGACCUGAAAAAAGACAACUUUUAUUGCCAGGCGUGACUGAUGAGGCAGAGCUUCGCGGAGCUUUCGCGGACCCCAAAGGGUCUGCGGACCCUCAUUUGAGAACCAAUGGCUUAUGUUAUGCUGUGCAUUGUGGUCAUCAUCCUUGCCAGCUGAUGCCAUAGUUCCUUUUGCUGUGGAGUGAAAAUAAGAUGCUAGGACUCGCCCCGCUAGACAAUUCUUAGUUUUCCAGUGACUGUAACAACUGAAAUGUGCACAGUUGCCAAAAUAUUCCUCGGUGACAAACCCCUUGUGCUACUAGUUAGAAAUUGCAUUUCUGGGGGCAAGAGCUCAUCUCUGCCUUUAAUCCUGCAGGUCCAACACUUCAGUGAACGCUCCAAAGAAGAUGUGCUGGAUACCGCAUUGAUGUCCUGAAAGGGCCCCCCCUAGCAGCCAAGUCAAUUCUGCACAGCACGAGUUCUUGAAGCAACGUAUCUCUGAGCACAAAUGCAGCUGGAUGGUCACAAGAGCAUCGGACAUCAAAAAGGAGAGUGCAUGCCGUGAAGACAGCACGGACUUGGGAGACAAACAGGAGAGCAUUGACAACAAGGGCGACCUCUCUCAAGUGGACGGAUUGAAUGUGCAACACCACCGAACGAGCCAGCGAGACCGGUAUCAGUGCCGUUAUUGCUCCUUCGAGAGCCAUAAAGCGACGCACGUCACCGAUCACGAAAGGACUCACACUGGGGAGAAGCCCUUCAGCUGCCGCUUCUGCAGGAAGGCGUUUUCGCAAAAGGCAAACUUGCUGAGGCACGAAAGGCUGCACACGGGCGAAAGGCCGUUCGUGUGCCCAGUCUGCCAGCAGACGUUUACGCAGAGGAACGCUUUGGAGGAUCACGAGAGGAUACACACGGGAGAAAAGCCUUUUGUGUGCGGCAUGUGCGGGAGGGCAUUUUCGAGGCAGUCGCACCUGAGGCGUCACGAGAGGGUUCACACGGGAGAGCGGCCGUACCAGUGCGAGACCUGUGGAAGGGCGUUCUCGCAGAAAGUGACUCUGAACAUGCACCGGAAGAGAAACCACAUGUAAAGGUGUGCCAUUGUGGGAACUGCAGAAGCUUGUGAGGAGAAUAAUCAUUCCAGAUGCCCCUCAAUCUGCACCAACUCAAAAAAUGUUUGUUACUUUUGCUUGACAUGUAAACAUUGCUCUGCAUUGUGUUGUAUUACCUGAAUUGUAAAGCAUGUUUAUUUGUUUUCUCACAUUUGCAAGGCUGUGCAAGACUCCCAUUGCAUAAAAACAUAAUUUGCAUGAGUCCCUAUGUGUAAGAUCUCUUAAACCCACAGGUGUUAUGUUUCUUACUUUUUUUUUUCAGUGUGGGAUUAGACAUUCCCAGUGUUUGGUGUCAUGGUUUAGUCCAACUAAUAUUUUGCAUACAAAAGCUAGCAUUUGAAGUAAUAAUCUGUGUGCAAUAUUUGUUCAACAAAUAUAAGUUGCACAAGGUUAGUUAUUUUUGUUUGUUAUUCCUGUUAAACGUUCACUUGCUCUAAGUGCAACUCUAUGGUUAUCCUGAGUGCCAUAUGGUGUACUAACACAUGAGGGCAACAGCUAUCUCCAUAAGCUUGAUGCAUUGAGCUUAAUUUAAGGUCUUGUUCUGACCUUUGUUUUAGUUACUCAAACCCAAAUUCUGGUUGUCGCUUUCAUAUCGCUCUUUGUGUUGUUUUACAUUUGUGAAGGGCAUAAGAAUAUUUUUGUGUAAUUUUUAACUUACAUAGGCUUACAGAGAAUAUAGUUCCCUUUGUAUUCUUGCAUAUAUAUUUUCUGGGAGACUUCGAACCAUGCUAAAAGGAUUCUGACAUUGCACAUUUAAAGGUAAAACACCAAUAUUUUCUUUUUACUGUGCAUUUUCUUUCGUGAUAUUUUCUGUGAAGGCUGCAAAAUCGUGUUUCUUAGCAUGGGUCCUGUUUUACUGAAAUACUAAAAAUUUUACUUGGAUGAACUGCGCUUUCGAAUUGCCAAAUUUCAGAUGAAUUGGUUUUGAAGUUAUUGUUUUUUACAGACAUGUUGCUCUCAUAAUGCAGUUACUGAGUGUUUUUUGAAACAAGCUUUUUAGUCCUGCCACUUUCAUUUAAUGUUCGGAGCAAUGGAACUUGACUUUCUAUCUUGAUGCUUGCAGUAUAUAGCUUUGUUUCCUCUUCAUGCAUCUUGCUUGCACCAGUUGCCAGUGUGAAUAGACCGAUUUCACCAACCAGUUUCCACUGCUGGCAUGCAUCGUAGGAACUGUAGUCAUUCUGCCCACACGACAACUCUGCUGCGGGUCGGCACGAGAUUGCAUAAACUUUCUUGUGCACUGUUGGGUGCCUCCGGUGAACUACAGUUAGGGCGUCGGCAUGUAUGCAUGGCACGCCUAGUCAGAGCGCUUAGUGAGAUUGGUCUAUUGGCGCUUUCAGGUAUGACUAUGAUCAAGAUGACAUCUUCAUGGGCCAUCAGACCUCUAACCAAUUGCAUUGAUAUUAGCAAAAACAUUUGCAUGUGUACAGCUUUUUCUUGGUUUCUGGGCAUUUAAUAAACUUUGGUGAAACUGG